Molecule: messenger RNA, 2226 nt
Organism: Sorghum bicolor (sorghum)
Lineage: Eukaryota; Viridiplantae; Streptophyta; Magnoliopsida; Poales; Poaceae
Exons: 9
Coding region: 247-1911 (554 amino acids)
Source: RefSeq, a predicted model, not a curated record
CGCCUGACCCUGACGGCUGCGCCUGCUUGUGCUUGGGCGAGCGCGCGUUGGCGUCGCCAUUCGAUUCGAUUCGCACGAGGCGCAGAGCGCGGGGGGGAUUGGCAUUGGCUCGCCACCUGCUCCUCUACGCCCCUCUCCUCCUCAUCUUCCUCUCCCUCCCGUCGCGCUCCCUCCUCCGCCUGCACCUGCGCUUCACUUCAAUUCUCAUCCUCGGCGAGCGGGAGCGCCGAGAGAGAUGCGACCGCGAUGGCCGCACUCGUGCCCUCGCUGCUCCUCCCAGCCCCAGCCCUGAUCCUACCCGCGCCACCUCGCUGCUGCCACCCCCGCCGCCGCUGCUUCGCGCCCGCUCCGCUCGCCGCGUCCUCCUCCUCCUCCUCCUCUACGUCCCCGCACUCCAGGCAGCCAUACUACCGCCGCCGCGGCCGCCGUCUCCACGACGCCUCGAGCCAGACACCGACGCCUGCGCCACGCCCGUCCUCCCAGCCGCAGCCGCGGCCGCGCGACGCAAAUGCCGCCGCGCCCCGCGCUCGGGGCCAGGAGGAGCUGGAGGCGGCGAUCUACGACUUCAUGUGCCGCUCCGCCAAGCCGGGAGCGUUCCCCACCCGCGAGGAGCUCGUCGCGGCGGGCCGCUCCGACCUCGCGGCCGCCGUCUCGUCCAGCGGGGGAUGGCUCUCCCUCGGCUGGUCGUCCUCCACCGCCGCGGAGGGACCCGACACGAUGGCCGCGCCGCGCUCAUCGGGCGGGGCCCACCCUGAUUACCCGCCCGAGACGGGCGUGUAUUACCGUGGGGACCUAGUGCCGGGCUCGGUGGAGGACUCCGAGUGGGAGGAGGAGGAGGACGACGACGACGACGAAGAGGAGGAGGCGUCAUCAUCUGGGCGGGAGGCGGAAACAGAGGAGAACAGCGAGAUCAGGUUCAAAGCAGGAAUCGAGGGGAUGCUCACCAGGCUGCAGAAGGAUAGGGAGCGAGCGCGGCCACCUCCACGGAGUAGUACCCACGACACACAGGGCCAAAGUGACGAUGAUGCUGGCAACAGUGGCGCACCUAGUCAUACAGCAGCUGGUGGCAGGCAUAUUCCAAGGGUACCUGAGAAUGGAAGUGUCCAUGGAUCUCAUUCUCAAAAUGGAACAAUAGAGGGCAACAACACCUUACAGAGUUCGAGCGAUGAUGCAUGGAAAACAUGGACCCUUGGCAAGGGUGGUUUAUCUCAUUUUGAAGCUGCUGAGGUCCUACCUACUGAAAGAAGAAAAUUAUCCCAACAUGGUGACAUUGCGUCUGUGCAAAAUGACGUUCAAAGGUCAUCGAAUGGUGUGGCUGUAAGUGAUUAUCCUAGUGAUGGUGUUGGCACUGAAAGAGAUGAGAUACAUUCACGUCUUCAAACUCUGGAAUUGGACCUUUCUGCUGCUCUCAAGACAUUAAGAUCAAAAUUUGAUAAAAUUUUAUCAGAUGUGUCAAAUAGUAAUGGAGCAACUGUGCUGGAUGACAUCUCUGAUGAUUGGGAAUUUGAGGAGACAAAGGUAAUGCAAGCUCAGGAGGAGCUAAGAUCAAUCCGGGCUAAAAUAGCUGUGUUAGAAGGGAAGAUAGCACUUGAGAUAAUUGAAAGGAACAAAAUAAUUGAAGAUAAACAAAGGAGGCUUGAUGAAGUUGAGAAGGCACUGAGUGAGCUCCGUACUGUUUGUAUUAUGUGGGCCAACCCUGCUUCAGAUGUUUUAGUGGUUGGGUCCUUUGAUGGCUGGACAAGUCAAAGAAAGAUGGAAAGAUCAGAAAACGGCAUGUUUUCCUUAAAUCUGAGACUGUACCCUGGUAGAUAUGAGAUUAAGUUUAUCGUUGAUGGUGUUUGGAAGAAUGAUCCGCUGCGACCCACUGUGCACAACAAUGGGCAUGAAAACAACCUUCUGCUUGUCACUUGACUUGAAGUAUGCACCCCAGUAGCAUUUUUGUAGAUCAUUUGCCUAGCUCCUUCUUGGUAUGGUUGAUGCCAACUGAUUAGAUCGGUCCCUCCAUGUAACUAAUCAGCUUUCCCUUCAGUUUUUUCUUUCUUUUCUAGAUAGGUGUGCGUGUGUACAACAUAAACAGUGGGGUGUCAUUGAAAUGCGUCACCCUGUUGAGAUAGGAGAAGUAGCUGUGUAUUCUUGUCUCACAUCGUUCUCCUUUAACAAUGUUGUAAUGUACAUAUGCUGUGAAGGUGGUCUAUUAUCGAAAAUAUUCAAAAGUUGUUUGCAGGA